Xylona heveae TC161 is the source of this 1775-nucleotide messenger RNA. RefSeq lists its product as hypothetical. Gene Ontology annotation, biological process: endocytosis; actin cortical patch assembly; actin cortical patch localization. Lineage: Eukaryota; Fungi; Ascomycota; Xylonomycetes; Xylonales; Xylonaceae. Gene Ontology annotation, molecular function: Arp2/3 complex binding. Gene Ontology annotation, cellular component: actin cortical patch. Bases 92 to 1459 code for a protein of 455 amino acids. The transcript has 7 exons. The record is from RefSeq and is a predicted model, not a curated record.
CUGGCAGGUCACAGAUCUAUUGAUUUCUUCCUCGCUCCCAAGCAUGACUCGAUGAUAACGAUCUAAUGUAUUCUGCAUUUGCAUUUCCACCAUGGAGUUUGAGGUGUCCUAUUCACUAGACAAUGAACAGCAAUUCUGGGAUGAACUUGAUGAAAUCGUUUCAGCACAUUGUCAAUCGCAUGCGCUUAUCGAUAAUGCUCUCCGGUCAUACCUGAGCUUCACAACAAACUACAAAGAUGAAUACUUACAAUCAGAAUACGACAUUGCGCGCUGCUCCUACAAGCUCCUUAGAUCAAACCUCUUCCAGACGCACAAAGAAUAUGUCAGGAGGCAGAUUGUCUACGGGCUUCUCCAGGAAGACGAUGCCAAUAUGCUCCACGUAAUAACCUCAUUCCUUUUGUUCGACGGCCAGCAAGAUGAGAAGACAUUUGAGAUGAUGAGUCAAGAGGGCGCCUUUCCUCGACUGCUUGAGCUCGCCAAAAAUGCCAACCUUAAUGAGGAUACUGGGCUUCAUAGAAUGCUCUUGGAGCUUCUCUAUGAAAUGUCACGAAUACAGCGUCUAAGACCAGACGAAUUAAUGCUUGUUGAUGAUCACUUUAUUUCAUACCUAUUUCAAAUCAUUGAGGAGUUAGCGAAUGAUGUUAAUGACCCGUAUCAUGGUCCAGUGAUUAAAGUACUGCUGGUCCUAAACGAACAAUACAUGCUUUCAGCGCAUGAUCCACAGGCCUCGGAUAUCCACGGGGUCUUACUGACCAACCGAGUCAUUAAGGUGUUGUCACUCCGUGGUGGGUGCUUCAAGACGUUUGGAGAGAACCUAAUUCUCCUUUUGAAUCGCGAAAGCGAGACUUCUCUUCAAUUGCUUAUCCUCAAGCUCCUUUAUCUCUUAUUCACGACCCGCACAACCUAUGAGUAUUUUUACACCAACGAUCUCUACGUACUUGUCGACGUGAUCAUUCGUAACAUUCUGGAUCUUCCCGAGGAAUCCUCAGCACUACGUCAUACCUAUCUCCGCGUCUUGCAUCCACUUCUGGCUCACACGCAGCUUCGGGAUCCGCCGCACUACAAACGCCAGGAAAUUCUCAGGCUCCUUUCAAUCCUGACGACCCGGCGGAGCGCCCACUUUGCCCCAAUUGACGACACCACUGCGCGUCUUGUAGGGCGAGUCGCCAGUGUUUCAUGGCUGGCCAAUGAAACGCGUGAUUCGGGCGAAGUAGCAAGGAGGCUUCUCCGCAUUCACGAAGGUCCGGCGGGAGAAAGCUCUUUGUCAGUCGCCGAAGUCGCAUCUCAACAGGAGAAGCCGGGUGUGCUUACGCCCAGCCGGGACCCCACGGCGAAAGGCCGAGCCGCUUCAAAAGAAGAAGAAAUAAUCAUCGCAUCAGAGCAUGGUAUUGUUCACAGUACCGAAGCUGUAUCAGCGGGGAAGAGCCCCUUUGAAGUAGAAGGCGAAAUAUCCGCAUAGGAUUAGAUUUAAUGCCCCUGUCGGCCGUUUAAAGGUGUGUUGGCCAAUGCCAGCAUUAUAUUUGUUACUUGAUACCGUUCGAAUACCCCGCCAUUUGUUUGUAUUUCUUUUUCUUCGCGUCUUUUGCGUUGGCGGUCUUACAUUACCUUUCGCAAGCUCACCUGAGACUGUCUCUCUGGAGAUCAACGAAGAAUCUUUGACUGCGCUGAAACUUUUUCCCCGGCAGUUGGGCCUACCGAGUAAAUGACAUUGUCCCCUUGCAUGCCAUAUGUUCAGGCUGUUCUAGCUCGGAUUGGUUAUACGAAACUACGUACAU